This is a messenger RNA of Boleophthalmus pectinirostris (great blue-spotted mudskipper), 3654 nucleotides long. RefSeq names its product armadillo repeat containing 8 (gene armc8). Gene Ontology annotation, biological process: proteasome-mediated ubiquitin-dependent protein catabolic process. The coding region runs from base 372 to 2378 and encodes 668 amino acids. The record is from RefSeq and is a predicted model, not a curated record. NCBI's taxonomy places the organism in Eukaryota, Metazoa, Chordata, Actinopteri, Gobiiformes, Gobiidae. Gene Ontology annotation, molecular function: protein binding. The transcript has 22 exons. Gene Ontology annotation, cellular component: GID complex.
UGUAUAAUUAACAAUGUCAGUUUUAUUUAUCUGCAUGCAGCGUAAAAUCUGACAUGCAAAAGCAAUGUCCCCAGGGGUUUAUUGCACGCUACUUUAGAUGUUAUAGAUCUUGUAGUUAAUACUGUAGUAAAUAGUUUCAGUUCAGCUGGUGAAGCCAUUCAUUUCCAGUGGCACACUGCAUACAUCAUGUCAGCAGUGGUGUUGCUGUCAGCUGGGUGAGAACAUGAGGAGCAGUGGUCUGUCUGGGCGUUCUUCUGAGUCUUAUGGAACGUUCUGGUUAAAGCCAUUUAUGAACUAUAUACUGGUAUCACAUGUAGCCUCUAGGCAUGGGCUUAUGUAGUUGCUCAGUACCCCUUUAAUUUGGCAGAGAUAUGUUUGAUUCAGUGUCUUCAAGUCCCUCUGAGGAAGUCACUGCCACUAGUCGGCACUAUGUUGAUCGGCUAUUUGAUCCUGAUCCACAGAAAGUACUGCAAGGGGUCAUUGACAUGAAAAAUGCUGUCAUUGGAAACAAUAAACAAAAAGCAAAUCUCAUUGUCCUUGGAGCUGUACCAAGGUUACUUUAUCUACUACAACAGAGCUCAUCUAGUUUGGAGCUGCGAACAGAAUGUGCUAUAGUGUUAGGCAGUCUAGCCAUGGGCACAGAAAACAACAUCAAGUCUCUAGUGGACUGUCAUAUUAUCCCUGCUCUUCUUCAAGGCUUGUUGUGUCCGGACCUUAUUUUCAUUGAAGCCUGUCUUCGAUGUCUCAGAACAGUUUUCAUAAGUCCGGUGACACCGGUGCAGCUUCUUUAUACUGACCCCACUGUGAUUCCUCAUUUAAUGUCCCUACUUAGUCGUUCAGAGAGGACACAAGAGUACAUCACCCAGAUUUUCUCCCACUGUUGUAAGACUCCAGAGCACCAAACUGUUCUAUUUCACGGUGCCAUUCAAAACAUUGCUCCGUUACUUAUAUCUCCUUCAUACAAAGUUCGGAUGCAGGCACUAAAGUGUUUCUCAGUCCUAGCUUAUGAGAACACUCAAGUCUCCUUGACACUAGUGAAUGUGCUGGUGGAUGGUGAGGUGCUUUCUCAGGUAUUUGUCAAAAUGAUGCAAAGGGAUCAACCCAUUGAAAUGCAGCUAACAGCAGCCAAAUGUUUAACAUACAUGUGUCGAGCGGGUGCCAUAAGGACUGAUGACAGUUGUAUAGUUUUAAAGACGUUGCCAUGCCUGGUUCGAAUGUGCAGUAAAGAACACCUGCUGGAGGAGAGGGUAGAGGGUGCAGAGACGCUAGCCUAUCUGAUGGAGCCUGAUGUGGAGCUACAGAGGAUUGCUAGCACAACAGACCACCUGGUCACUAUGUUGGCUGACUACUUCAAGUACCCCAGCUCUGUAUCUGCUAUAACAGACAUCAAACGGCUUGACCAUGACCUAAAACAUGCACAUGAGCUCAGACAGGCUGCUUUCAAACUUUAUGCCUCAUUGGGCUCCAAUGACGAAGAUAUCCGUAAAAAGAUAACUGAAACGGAGAAUAUGAUGGACAGGAUUGUUAGUGGCCUAUCAGAAUCUAGCAUCAAGGUUCGCCUGGCUGCAGUCAGGUGUCUUCACAGUCUGUCUCGUUCAGUACAACAGCUCAGAACGAGUUUCCAUGACCAUGCUGUGUGGAAACCUCUUAUGAAGUUAUUGCAGAAUGCUCCAGAUGAAGUUUUGGUUAUGGCCUCAUCUACACUAUGCAACCUACUGCUGGAGUUUUCCCCCAGCAAAGAGCCAAUCCUGGAAUCAGGGGUAAUAGAAUUACUAUGCAGUUUGACUCAGAGCGACAGCCCUGCACUGAGAGUCAAUGGGAUCUGGGCACUGAUGAACAUGGCUUUCCAGGCAGAUCAGAAGGUCAAAAUGGAGAUUGUUCGGUGUCUAGGCACAGAACAAUUGUUCCGUCUGCUGUCUGACCCUGACACUAAUGUGUUAAUGAAGACGCUUGGUUUGCUACGUAAUCUGCUGUCAACACGUGCUCACAUAGACCAAAUCAUGAGUUCCCACGGAAAGCAGAUCAUGCAGGCAGUGACCCUGAUUCUGGAGGCUGAGCAUAGCAUUGAGGUCAAAGAACAGACACUGUGUAUUCUAGCUAACAUUGGGGACGGCAACACAGCCAAGGAACUCAUCAUGACUAAUGAUGACAUGCUCCAGAAAGUGAAAUACUACAUGGGGCAUUCAAAUGUGAAGCUGCAGAUUGCUGCCACUUUUUGUGUCUCCAACUUAAUCUGGAAUGAAGAAGAUGGUUCUCAGGAGCGCCAGGACAAGCUGAGAGAAAUGGGCUUUGUGGACAUCCUGCACAAACUCACACAGUCCUCUGAUUCCAACCUCAGUGACAGGGCAAAGACUGCUAUGCAGCAGUAUCUGGCAUGACUACUGUGGAGGGACAACUACUACCAGGCUAACGUUUGUUUGGAGGACACCUUUGGUUGCUUUAGUUUCUAGUUUGAUUUGGAGCUUGGUUUUGUUGCACAAUAUCAACCAUUUUUAAGUGUGGCUGGCCUCCCUUUAAUUCACUCACAACAACCGGACACUACCACCUCAGCCCACCCUCAAAUCUCCACUUUGACCAAGUUCAUUGAACAUCGAUGCAUUGUUUUUGUUCAAUGAUGAAGUGAACUUUAUUGGGACUUUUGAAGUUUUGCGUAGAGUGCAGUAGCCAGUCAGCAGUUGGUCUGGGCACUUUUGGCCUACCCUCAGAGGAGACUCAGGACUCAAAACAUUUGAACUUUAAAGUUUGAAGUAAGAGCUGGGCUUAUUGAUGGACUUUCACUCCUCCCACUUUUUUAACUUAAUUGUUAACUAAGAUAAAUAUUUUUCCUUAUGGUGUCAAAAUUAAGGACAUCUGUACAGACAGACUGCCUAUUUUGAAAAUGUGGGUGUUUUUCUUUGUGGAUACAUACCUCGUAAAUAUAUAUAUGUAUAUAAAUAUAAAUAUAUAUUUUUUGGAAUUUUAUUUUCCCCCGGCCCUCUUUUGUCAUUUAUUCUGUUGUACCCUAAUUCUCGACACAUAAGUUGAGUGCUCUGAUGCAAUUCUACAUUUGGACAUUGUCUAUACUACACUACAGACAUUAGAUACUGAAUUCCUUUCUUCUUUUCUGCUGUUGUGUUUCUGCAUCAGGCUCGGACUGGUAAUCUGUAGUAGGCCUGGUAGGACGCUCCACCUCAGACCACAUUUGGGCCCAAAUUUUGUUCCCAGUCCGACCCUGUUGUGCAUACACUGGGGCUUGUCACUACUUUUCGGUCUUUUGCUCUCAAUAGUACCCUGAUAAUAGUGCGACUCAAACUGCCUAAUCACAAAUACCCAUCAGUAUACAUUAUGAAGGAAAUAGGAAUCAAUCUUUGAAUGCAAUCUUUCUAAUCACCUCUGCACCUUCUUUGUGAUCUUUUCUAAAGGGAUAAGUGAAAAUGGCUAAGCUCCAGAGGUUGCUUUUAUUAUGUGUAAAAGAUAAGAUGCUAAAAGUUAAGUGUCAUAUCUAAGCAGGUAAAUGCCCCAAGUUCGUUGAGCGCAAUGGAAUAAAGACACAUUGUAUUUCAUGCUUCUGUUAUUGUUUUCCUUUUUCCACACUCUUGUGAUGUUAACAUUUCAAACCUUUAUUUAGCUCCGAUAGAAUGAAUGUCAUGAGAAAUAUAUGCAGAUAUGAAGGUG